CAUAGUUUCAAUCUGUCUUGCCCUUUUUUAUCCCACAAAUUCAACCCUCGUUUUCUCUUCUUCUAUUACACCCUCUCCUUUCUCCGAGGAAGGGAUAUAGAAGAUCCACACAAGAACAAAAAAAAAACCCACAAAUACUUUUCUCAAAUUUUGAUUCCAAAUCACUUGUAAUCGCGAGAAUGGGUCUCAAAUUAUUGCUGAUACUCGGGUUUCUGACCUUGGCCAUGGUAGCCGAGUCAGCAAACGCCACCUGGCCUCUGACGAAAUCUUGCGUCAGUGGCCAAGGAUGCAUCGGAGACGAGGAUGAUCUCGAAUCUUUGAUGGAUUCCGAGACAAACCGUCGUCAGUUGGCACAGGGCCGACGUUAUAUAAGUUACGGAGCGUUGAAAAAGAACAAUGUUCCGUGCAACAGACGAGGCCGGUCUUACUACGACUGCACGAGGCGGAAGAGAGCGAAUCCUUACCGUCGUGGUUGUAGCGUCAUUACACAUUGUGGUCGGUUCACUUCUUGAAGAGGGGAACUAUGAAAAUGUGUUCGGAAACAAGAAGGAAAGAGAUAGAGAGAUCUCAGAGAAUUUCUUUUGUUGUUUAUUCAUUAUCUAUCUUGAUUGAUAAUUGAUAUUAUCUAACCUUUUAAAUUAACUACGUACCAUAUUUUUGUUCUUAUGAUCAUUCAUUUGCACCUUUGAGUCAUUUCAAAACCCUAAAUAUAUUUUUUAUUUCGUUUCGUUAUUGUCGUAUUACAUGUUAAUUAUAUACUAAACAUGUGUUUGUGAAUUCGAGAGCGAAUGAAUCCUCUUCUUUUUCUACAGAUCUUUCACUUUGACGUACCUUAUGUAUCCCUUUGAUAUAUAUAUAUAUAUAUAUAUAAAAUUUAAUUUA
Molecule: messenger RNA, 882 nt
Organism: Tarenaya hassleriana
Lineage: Eukaryota; Viridiplantae; Streptophyta; Magnoliopsida; Brassicales; Cleomaceae
Product: protein RALF-like 19
Exons: 1
Coding region: 180-512 (110 amino acids)
Source: RefSeq, a predicted model, not a curated record